Solenopsis invicta (red fire ant) is the source of this 2274-nucleotide messenger RNA. RefSeq lists its product as uncharacterized. Gene Ontology annotation, molecular function: aspartic-type endopeptidase activity. Bases 1 to 2274 code for a protein of 757 amino acids. Lineage: Eukaryota; Metazoa; Arthropoda; Insecta; Hymenoptera; Formicidae. The transcript has a single exon. Gene Ontology annotation, biological process: proteolysis. The record is from RefSeq and is a predicted model, not a curated record.
AUGGAUUCAAUGUCAUUAUCGCAAGCCAAGACUAGGCGUAAUACAAUCAAAGCAUCUUUAACGCGUCACAAGAACACGUUAGAAAAUUUUAAUGUUACACAAGGUUCGCGACACGACAUCGAAGAACGUAAGAGACGAUUAACCGAAUUAUGGGAUCAGUUCGAGAUCGUGCAAUCGCGAAUAGAAAUGCUAGAAAAUGAAGAUCCUUUAAAUACAGACAAAAAUUUACUACUCUCCCAACAAGGGCAACAAAGAGCGAAUUUUGAGGUUACAUAUUUCGCGUCAAUUUCGCGAUGUCAAUUUUUUCUUGAACAUUUCGAGCAACAUUAUCCUCGAGCCUCAUCAUCACAUGAAAGUGACGCACGUGCUCCUGCAUCUAGGGAAUCGCGCGUUAAAUUAUCAAAAAUUGAACUUCCUUCAUUUUCAGGCGCUUAUGAUGAUUGGUACUCUUAUCAUGAUACGUUCGAGAAAUUGAUACAUGCCAACAAAAAUUUAACCGAGAUUGAAAAAUUCCACUACUUGCGUUCUUCGCUCAAGGACAAAGCAGCCGAAGUUAUAAAAUCUAUUGAGACUACUACAGACAAUUACAACGAUGCAUGGGCUGCGGUAAAGGAACAAUUCGACAACAAGCGCUGGAUAAUACAAAAACACAUUAGAGCUAUUUUCGACGCUCCUGCGCUAUCGAAAGAAAAUCAUAUUCAGUUACGUGAGUUAUUAGAUACAAUUUUAAAACAUUUACGUGCUCUUAAAGCUAUCAAAAGACCCACCGAUGCGUGGAACGACCUAAUCAUCCAUGUCAUAACCUCAAAACUUGAUCCUGUCACAACCAAGUCUUGGGAAACUAGCAUUCCUGACAAAGAGAUACCAAGUUUAAAAACCUUGACUGAUUUUCUUUCUAAGCGCUGCCAAGCACUUGAAACAAUCUUCAGCAAGCUAUCAAUCCAUCAAUCUGUUAACUCAAAGCCCACUAACAAGUCAAAGGACUCUUCUGUUACUAAUUUGGCCACGUCUGACUUGUCAUGUCCACAAUGCAAGGAAACUCAUCCUUUAUAUUAUUGUGAAGCCUUUCUUAAAUUACCAGUAGAGAAAAGAUUGUCUAUCGUAAAAAGGGCUCAUUUAUGCGUCAAUUGCUUAAGAUCUAAUUCGCAUCAAGCUAAAGAUUGCACUUCAAGUUCUUGUCGCAAAUGCAGCAAAAAACACAAUACUUUGCUGCACUUGUCGAGUUCAACCAGCGAUAAUAAAGCGCCCGUUACAAAUGAAUCCACUCCUGCCGAAAAGGAAAAACCUAUGCAACCAGUUGUUACACAAUGUUUAUCAGCUCAUUAUUCGUUAGGCAUUAUAUUGUCAACAGCUAUUGUACACGCAUUCGAUCACAAAAACGAGAUUAUUCCCUGCCGCGUGUUAUUAGAUAGCGGGUCUCAAAUGAAUUUUGUAACCAAAGAAUUUGCUGAUAAAUUGCAUCUCAAAGAACAAGCGAUAGAUGCUUCCGUUUCCAGUAUAGCUCAAGGAACUAUUCAAGCCAAAAGGAUGAACAAUGUACAUAUCAAAUCGCGCUUUAAUCAAUUUAAUCAUAACCUAGAAUGUAUAAUCUUGCCAAAAAUUAUACAAUCAUUACCUCAAAGAUUUUUUUCCAAACGAGAAUUAACAAUACCGAAUCAUAUUAAAUUAGCUGACCCCAAUUUUAACGUUCCUGCGGAUAUCGACAUGUUGAUAGGUUCAGAGCUAUUUUGGCGGCUAAUGUGUCCAGGUCAAAUUACAACUUCUAGAGAGCAACCCACGCUACAAAAAACCCUUUUGGGAUGGGUCGUAGCUGGACCGUCACCAGACAACGCUGCAAAUUCUACAUCUUUAAUUGUUAGCUGCCUUGCUCUCACGGAGGAUUUAAAUCGCACACUCAGCCGAUUUUGGGAAAUUGAUCAUACGAUAUCUUCUCCUGAAUGUUCCCCAGAACAACGAAUUUGUGAACAGCUUUUUUUGCAUACUGUGAAACGUAAUAACGAUAGGCGUUUCAUAGUCCAAUUACCGGUAAAGAAGGACAAAUUAAUGAAUCUUGGAGAUUCUGAAGAAAUUGCCACACGUCGCUUUAAACAUUUAGAGAAACGCCUUAUAAAAUCGCCCAAAAUGUAUGAAGAAUACAAGCGAUUCAUGGAUGAAUACAUACAACUUGGCCACAUGCGUGAGGUCACUCAAUGUUCACGAUCAAUCGACAAGAUCUAUUAUCUACCGCAUCAUGCAGUGUACAGGAAACAAGCACUACAACCAAGCUGCGGGUAG